Molecule: messenger RNA, 686 nt
Organism: Acyrthosiphon pisum (pea aphid)
Lineage: Eukaryota; Metazoa; Arthropoda; Insecta; Hemiptera; Aphididae
Exons: 3
Coding region: 138-587 (149 amino acids)
Source: RefSeq, a predicted model, not a curated record
CCGUUUAUUUAUAAGGACCGCUGUACCAGGCAUUGGCAUCACACUCCAUCUCCUCACAUCCCGAGUUACACAUCGACCACAGGUUGAAGUUUGCAGAUUCGUUGUAGACAACGCAAGAAGAAAUCACCAAACACGAAAUGGCUUCUUUCAAGUAUCUGAUAUUCAUCGCCUUGGCCGUGUACUCCGUUUCCGCCGAAGAAGGAGUGAGAGCAAAGAAACACGCCUACAUCGCCGCUGCCCCAGCUCCGAUUUUGAGUUACUCUGCCUCUGCCCCUGGAUCGUUCUCAUACGCUAGUUACACCGGUUACCCGUACAGCUAUCCAGCAACUGCAGCCGCAUACCGCGUGCCCGCCGCAUACCCAGCAGCGGCGUACCCAGCAACGGCUUAUGCUGCCGCCGCAUACCCGAUCUACCACGAAGAUGACGGCCAAUACUGGCCUGGCAAAUACGAAAAGUCUUACGUCCCAGCCUACAAGGCCGCAUACCAGAGCUACCCCGAAGACGAUGGCAAAUACUGGCCUGGCAAAUACGAAAAGGCUUACGUCCCAGCCUACAAGGCCGCAUACCCGAUCGCCUACCACUAUUGAAAACUCUCACCACAAUGAUUCUCAACCUCCCUUCAAAACAAUCGUAGUUCUUCCAUAAGACUUUUAACAAUAAAAACGUGAUCUUAAUUUUUUUCUCAA